Messenger RNA from Pectinophora gossypiella (pink bollworm), 1292 nucleotides. RefSeq names its product zinc carboxypeptidase-like. The record is from RefSeq and is a predicted model, not a curated record. Lineage: Eukaryota; Metazoa; Arthropoda; Insecta; Lepidoptera; Gelechiidae. Gene Ontology annotation, molecular function: metallocarboxypeptidase activity; zinc ion binding. Gene Ontology annotation, biological process: proteolysis. The transcript has 7 exons. The coding region runs from base 84 to 1292 and encodes 402 amino acids.
UUUGCUAUGGAAGAAGUUACAACGGCUACAGCCUGAUCAACGUUACUCCUCAAACUGAAGAACAUGUGAAGUUCUUGAAUACCAUGAAAUCUAAAAAUUACCUGGACGUGAUAUUUCUAGAGGAGCCAAUAAUAAAAAGGAAAAUAGCAUUGAUGGUCAACCCGCAACAUAAAGAUGAUUUUAUAGAGAGAACAAAUCAUUUCAAGCUCCGAACAACGCUGAUAUUAAGGGAUGUGCAAUGGGUACUCGACGAGCAAGUGGUUCCAGAAAACGCCUUCAAUCCACACUCUAACAGAUGGACUUAUAUUCAUACAUUAGAAGAUAUCUACAAAUGGCUUAAUGGGACCGCUGUAAAUCAUACUGGCAUAACCAAAUUUGAAGCUAUUGGCAAGUCAGCAGAAGACAGAGACAUUUAUGCCUUCUCUAUAAUUAAUCCAUUGAAGGAUGACAGCGUCAAAGUUAUAAUAGAAGCUGGAACUCAUGGAAACGAGUAUAUUGGGACACACUUUACAACUUAUUUAAUUAAUCAGCUUCUCAACAGUACCGAUCCCAAUCUAGUGAUGCUACGAAAAAAGUAUAACUGGUACUUCAUACCAGUUUUGAACCCAGAUGGAUAUGUUUAUUCUCAAAAAGAAGACCGUCUUUGGAGAAAAAAUAGACGAAGAACAGAGGGAAAAUCUAUUGGCGUCGAUUUGAAUAGAAAUUUUGGAUACAAAUUCGGAUUGUAUGAUGCUAGUUCAGAACCCGAGCAUGAGCGUUAUCAUGGCCCAUCUGAAUUUUCGGAGCCAGAAACGCAGGUCUUGAGAAAAUUUAUUGAUAGAAAACGAGAUAGAUUGACAUUUUAUUUUUCAUUCCAUGGAUACGGACAAAAGAUUAUAAUUCCUUACUCAGAUAGUACUAGACAUCUGGGGAAUUUUCAUGAAGUGCAAACAUAUGCAAAACAAGCAGCUGCAAAGAUGGAAUCAUUUGCUGGUCACAAGUAUAGUGUUGGUAUCCCAUUCGACUUAUUUGGAAAAAGGCAAUCUGGUGAUAGCGCCAGUUGGGUGAAGAAAGAUUAUCAUGUUCCUUACGUUUUCACCGUUCUCCUACGAGACGACGGGUCUUACGCUUUGGCUUUGCCCAACGAGCAGCUGCUAGCAGCUUGUCAGGAAAUGGAGAUAGGUUUUGUCGAGCUGAUGAUGUCCACACCAAGAAAUAUGAAGGGAAACACAUUCUUCACGCGUGCUCGCGGAAUAAGAAUUUCUGUGUUACCAUUUCUCUUUAUUAUACUUCCAAUGUUAAUAAUGGUUUGA